UCGGCUGCUGUUGUUCGAGGAUCAAUAACGGUGUAUGAGGUCGAAUUCCCAUUUUCUUCUCUUCCCUUGGCGCCAUUUGGAUAAGUUCAUCAAAUAAUUUUCUUCGUGCGCUUGGAUGUUCCGAAGCUCUGAUAUAGGAUAUCAUCUCCAAAUGGAUUAGAUCAUGGAAAAGGAUAAUGGACUCUUCGACGUCAUGGAAGAGCGGAUGCAUUCAGGAAGUUUUCGACAGAAGUCCAAAGUGCCUCGUGCCCGCUUUUCCUCGCGUGCGGAUUGUGUCGACUAUUCUUCUUAUGAGCUUCGAAAUGGUGCUGUGAAGAAUAGCGGCUUGCCAAGAGACUGCUUUUCUCAGGGGGUGAGCACCUCCUCAGUUUUGGAAGAAACCUUCGAUACGGAUGAGCACAAAGAAUGGUUGAAUCUUAUUGGUGAACGUGUGUGUAUCAGCGGCGUCAAACAAGGGAUCCUGCGGUAUUAUGGAAGAACAAAUUUCGCACAAGUCUGGUGUGGUGUCGAACUCGACGAACCCGUAGGAAAGAAUAACGGCACGGUAAACGGUGUCGUGUACUUCAGAUGCAAACCAAAUCACGGCAUCUUCGCCCCUAUCAGUAAAGUCUCCAAGCUGAAUAAUUUAAGUGGUAGCAGUUGGCGAACUGAAGCAAAAAGAAGCAACAAUUACCCCAGGCAGCAUUCUCCUCCGCGUAGCGAUUACAAUGUGAUACCAGAUGCAGCUUUGUUGGAAAGAAAGUUCAUAAAGAAUAGUAUCAGUGAUCCUACGUUGUUGCGAGUAACAAUGAAGGCGAAUUUGCCACGUGCCAGUGAAAGUUUCCCGCAUGAUAGAAGAAGUUUCACUGAACAAAGGGAUCGCGGUGCUUUCAGAGUCAAAGACAUUAUGAAUUUUGAAAUUCCUGAUGCAUCUUUAGCACGUGGGAGUACCUCAAACGGGAGCACAGCUAAUGCAACAAGAAACUUCCAGUCAGCUACUGUGCUAAGCAAAUACGGUUACGGCAAGAAGAACCAGUUCUUCAGCUCCAAUGUGGUUACGUUGGGAGAAAAUAAUGAAAUCAGAGACAUGUUCGUAUCCUCCAAAUCUGGAUCUGACGUGCCAAACAGGAGUGCUAUGGCAUCGGUCCUUCAAAGAUCAUCGGGGUUUGUAUCGGCGGAAGAAGAAUAUGAAAUUUUUCAUCAAACUCCAACGAAUUCAGGUGGCGUUUCACCUCUUCCAUCAGAAGCUAAACGCUAUAAUGAUAUGCCUUUCUAUGAUUAUAAGAUGUCGGAGGAAAUUCUGAAGACAUUUCAGUCUCAUGAUUUCCCAGAUCCUGUGGAUGAUAUGGAUAACGAUGACCAGAUGUCCGUGGACUUCGAAGACAGCCUUGGAAUUCUAACCCCUAGCCAGAUGAAGGAUUUCACCCUAUGCCCCGAUCUGCCAACUUCUUGCAGUGAUAUAAGAGGAGUAGACUUCCCAAGUUCUGAAUCAUUCGAUGAUAUUAAUGACCUGCCAGAAGAUGAACAGGUGCAUGACGUUUCAGUUCAUUAUUUACCCGACUCUAAUUCGUCUACUCGAACUCUGGAGGUGACCAAGCAAUCAUCUAGCUGUUACGCUAAAGGCUUAACAACAGUUAGCGUCGGUGACGCAAAGAUUGAAGGUUUGGUAAGCACCACGGAUGAAUUCCUGUUCAGUAUUUCCCAGAAAGAUCGUCAGGAUAUGAAUUCAUCAAAACCCGAUAUUUCAAUACAUUCGCAAGUUAGUUCGAGGAAGAUUCUGGAGUCCACUCGAAAAGUGAGUAAUCUGACAAACAUCAAUGAGAAAUCCGAUAUUUCAUUCGCACAGUUUUCGAAACUUGCUGAACAUCAUAACAAAACAAACCAAAAUGUUCCUGAAAAUCAUAAUCUCAGUGACAGCAACAAAAUGAAAAUUAUCGCCAUGAAAAACUUCGAAGAAGAUGUAGGACGAAAAAAUUACGAUACUGAUGGCAGUCGAGAUUCUCUUUUACAGGCAGAUUCUGAAAGCAAUACAGCACUGAAAGAGAAACUUACUGUUUCGUGGGAAGAUUGUAUAUCACACAAUAAUGACUGUAUGUUCACACCUGUUGAAAGACCCGAAUCUGUAUACACAGUGGCAAGCAGUGAUACAGGCUAUCAAGAGGAUGGCGAACUGGAGGCCGAAACUGGAAUGACAACUUCUCUGGAUUCGACAGAUGGGAAUAAGAGGUUCUCAACAACAAGUAAAGAUAGCUGCAUCGUAGCAGAUGAUGUAGACGUAUAUAAAAUAGCGGAAAGCAAUAGUACCUCCGGAUAUUCGACUGGUCUAAGCGAUUCUUGCUGCAAUGACCGGCAAGAGGAUGAUAUGUCCGGCAAGCCUUUAACAGAUGAAGAGAUACAAGACUCUGUUGGCCCUUGCGAUUCCGAAGAUGGAUUUUCUUUCCAAGAGAACAACAGUAUUAGUAAAGAUGGCGACACGGGAAACGCAGAAGGUUCUGACAUGACUGCUGAAACUGUAACAGUUCUGUGCCACGACAGUACCAGUGAAGCUUUAUGCGAAACCAUGGUCGAAGAUGCUACUUUAACAGAAAUCCAUGACCUUUUAUUAUCCCCUGAAGAAAACAAAUCCCAGUCAACUAAUGAAGAUAAGGAAAACUUACCAAACGCAGCACCUGAUCUAACUCUAACUCCAGCAGCAUCUGUUGAAACAAACUCGGUUAAAACAAGCGAAAAAACAGAAUCUAGCGUUUCAGCUACAACGUCUACGAAUUCUACACCAGAAAAGAAAAUGAAUAACCUAAACAGAAAUAAAACUGAUGUUCAGAGGAAUUCUAGAAUGUCCAUCCAGACUAAUAAAGUAACCAAAACUGCUAGGAUAUGCGAUGAAGAUCCCGAGAAAAAGAAAGUUGUCGCAAAAUCUCCCAAGAAAAAUGUAAUGUCUAAGAUAAAAGCUAUGAUCGAGGCCACAUCUUGCAAGACGAUAAAUAAAAGUAAACCUGAAAACAAUGACCUCGUCCAAAAAAGGGUAAUAUCAGCACCCAAAAGAAGUAGAUGGGAAGCCGUUACAUCGAAGAUAGCUGCCAGUUUGGCAGAAGAAAAAACCAAGCCUAAAGCUAAAAGAGAAAUUAAAAGUCGAGUGGACACCAACUUAGCUUUAGCCCGUCAGCAAGUUACCUCUUGCAGAUCUCCAAAAUUAGAGUCAGUUCAUCACCCUGGUCGAGCGGACGGAAGCAUGUCUCCUAUUUCUGUGUGUUCCAGAGGAAGACGGCCUUUGAUCGAGAGAAACAGUGCUCCUAGCUCUGUGAAAGACGGACGUGUAAGUACUACUAAAGAAGCCAAGCACGGGCCCAAGAGUCCAAGGCACUUGCAUCGUCUGCUUUCCCUCAUGGCGGGCUGUGCUCCUGUAUGCAGGAUGACCUAUGUUAUACCAACACCCCCAGGACCAGGAAAAGUCUGUAUUACUUCCCGCUCUACUUCUCCCGUGGCUGCUAGCGAAAGUUCCACCACUUCUGUUUCGGCCGCUUCCCACAACUCACGUUCCAAAAUAGCCCUCUGGAAAGGAUCGUCGAGCACCAUUGCUUCUUCUGCACCUCCAACAGCUGUGAAGAAACUUGCCGCCACACCAGCUUCUAAUAAACAACCCCUUCCUAAUGCUCGUCUGUCUUCGGCAAGGAUGGUCAGCAAGAAGCCACCUAUAGCUGCCAAAACCCGCACCCACCUCACUGUCAACAAUAUUGUCCAGGGGAGGGCCGUGUCGCCUUCGGUUGUGUCACCAAGAAAUGAGAGGAGCGCCCGAAUAUCGAAGCCCGCGAAAGAACAAACCGGGCCUCGAGGAGGCCUGCAUCCGGCAACGAAGCCGUCGAGGCCCCCCAUGUGGUUGAGCAAAGCUGAACUCACUCAAGAAAUUCAACGCCUUGGGAACCUGUGUGAAGCCCGAACAAAAGAGUUGAACCGUUUGAAAAUGGAAACUAAGCACGUGACCGUCGGCUUCGACGCCUUCGCUUCUCUCUUCAAAUAUAUGGUGGAAGAUCUGAAUGCCCUAUCUGUUCCUAAAUUAUCUGCAGAUCUGGAGAAAACUCUUAAGCAACUGGAGCUUACGAAGCAAGACCUUGCUUACUAUGAAAGGGAAGUAGAAGAGAUGAAGGCUCAUCAUUGUCAAGAGUUGAAUGAUCUGUCCAAUAAAUUAUUUGAAGUUUAUCAAGGGGAGGUCGCCGAACUAAAUGCAAAACACAAUGAAGAAAUAAAUCAUCUAAAGAGCAACCAACAAAAACAGAUUGAAAGCUUAUCAGCAACUUUUAACAUCUCUACUGAAGAGCUGAAGGCCCAGCAUGAAAAGCUAGUUGCACGUUUAGAGCAAGAAAUAAUCUGCCAACAAGAAGAAAUGAAAAUUUUCCAAGAGCGUGAAAUAAAAGAUCUAGAAGAGAAGCAUGCACAAAGUACAAAAUUACUCCAAGAGCACAUAGAACAGCUUCAGAAAAAAUGUGCAGAACUCAAGCAACAUUCCCUCAGUAUGGAGGACGCAAUGCGCAAAGAUACAGACUCCAAACUACAGUGGGUUACUACAAGAAAGGUAGAUUUAGAGAAGGAAGUAGAAAGUUUGAAAACAGUUUUGGAGAUGAAAAACAAAGAAUUACAUUCCUUGAGAGUUCAAAACUUAGAAAUGGAAAAACAGCUCGAGGAGCUGCCUUUGGCACGUGAAAAGAUUAAAAUGUUACAGGCUAGAGCAGAGGAUUUAGAAGCCUUGAUGAUUGAGAAAACAAAGCUGGAAAGGAAGCUUUCAUCUGAAAAUCAGCAAAUUAGGGAUACUUAUGAGAAGGAAUCAAAAGUAAAUAAACGUUUAUCGAUGGAAAAUGAAGAGCUGCAAUGGCGACUAAGACAAGCUGAACAGUCUUUGAUAUCUGGAUCUUUUUCAGAAGCUGCAGAAUUUCAAGAAAUUACAGAAAAUGGAGCUUUAUCUCCUGUUAAGUCUCCUGCUCCACAAACUCUAUCUAGAUCAGUGUUUUUCACUUUCAUGGACAAAGAUGAUAUCUCAUCUUAUUCUCCAAGAUCCCAGUACAAAAAAAUAACUUCAAAUUUUUCUGCCAAUUAUAAAACUUCACCAGGUAGAACACCAAAAUCACCAACCACAAGUCCUAGGAGACCAAAAAGUCACUCAGAGCCACCACAACCACAGUUAUCUUCCAGCACACCACGAAAAAUUGCCAAACAGCCAUCAGUAAAACACAAAACCUCACAAAAGCGGCAGCGAGCUGGAGGUGAUGGUGGUAGCACAAACAACGAACACAAUGAAGUUAAUCUCUCGUCCAUGGCAGAAAGCAUGGCAUCAUCUGUGAGUAGUGAAAGUUCUGUGUUUGAGCACAAAGAAAGGCUCUUGGAAGAGCACAAGGAUCACAUCAUGGCAUCUUUGGAAAUCCUUCGUGAACAACGAAGUGCUGAAAUUGCCAUGAGUGAACCAGUGACACCAACUUCUACAGAAUGCAUGGAAGUUAAAGGUUCUCCAGGAUUUGAAACUCAGGACAUGUCUCGAUCUGCAGAAUUUGCUGAUCCUAAAACUUAUUAUCACAUGACCUUCCCUGUACUUAAAGAAGGUGGAAUUGCUGAUUGUGAUACUGAGGACAGUGGUAAGGUGUCAAAUAAUAGUAGUUCCCCUUCAAGAGAUGCAACCGAUAUGCAUUCCAUGUCAGUUGGUAAUAGUCCAAGCAAAGCAGGUAAGACAACUUCUUUGGAAAUUAAAUUAAAAGUAAUGAGUACUUCAUCCCCAGAAUUUGGUGCUACAGAUAACAGCACAGAAACACAAAAAUGUAUAUCUGGUGCUAUUUCAGCAGAUGAUGUACAAAUCACGGAAUCAGACAAACUAAGUAAGACACAAGGAGGAUGGAGGACUCUUUAAAGAGUAAACUUUGUGAUAAAACUAAAGUUACUGAGAAUUACUAUGAGCUUUCACUAAAUGAUUAUGAGAUCUAAACUGAGUGAUUAAGCCAUUGCCAAAUGAGUUUUUCUUUAUAAAAUUAUUUUAAUGUAUAAAAAAAUAUUUAUUCUAGUUGGGGAGAUAUCUUUCAGUAUUCUAUAGAUAAUUAAAUAUGUUUUAACAUAGAAGCAGCUAAACGAGUUUUGUGUAAAACAUGUUCCCCCACCCCCUUUUCUUAUAUACUUACAUUGUUUUAUUUUUUCAGUUAUUUUUUUAAUGAAGUUUGUAAAAAUUUCAUUUUGUUUAAAAUUAUGUAAAAAAUGAUAACAUUUAUUCUAUUACAUAAAAUUAAAUAUCUUUAAAAAGUAAA
Molecule: messenger RNA, 6254 nt
Organism: Stegodyphus dumicola
Lineage: Eukaryota; Metazoa; Arthropoda; Arachnida; Araneae; Eresidae
Cellular component (GO): cytoplasm; nucleus
Molecular function (GO): microtubule binding
Source: RefSeq, a predicted model, not a curated record